GCCCCUCCCCUCGGCGGGGCGCACGUGGGUCCCGGAGGGAGGGAGGGAGGGAGGGAUGUCUCCCUGGCGGCUGCGUCCCUCGCUGCUGGUGGCGGGCUCGACGCUGGCCUUCGGGGGCCUCCGCUGGGCCCUGCGCCGCCUCCCGCUCCCGGCCCACGUCCGCCUCGACGCCACCCGCACCUGGCGCUGGAGGAACCUCCUCGUCUCCUUCGCCCACUCCGUCGUGGCCGGCAUCUGGGCCGUCGUUGGGAUCUGGCAGAUCCCAGAAGGCAUCUUUGCAGAUCUGGUCCAGACCUCCACUCCUUCGGGGCGUUUGCUGAUGUGCGUUUCGGCCGGUUAUUUCAUCCACGACUCCUUGGAUAUCAUCAUCUGCCACCAGGCGCGAGCCUCCUGGGAGUACCUGGUCCACCAUGCGAUGGCCGUUUCGGGCUUGUUCUCGGCCAUCUACCUGGACCGCUUUGUGGCGGCCGCCUUGGUCUCGCUCUUUGUGGAGGUGAGCAACAUCUUCCUGACGCUGCGGAUGAUGAUGCGCCUGGGCCGGCUGCCCUUCCGCACCUUCUACAAGGUCAACAAGUACGUCAACCUGGGCAUGUACUUCCUCUUCCGCCUCUUCCCGCAGGCCUACCUGACCUGGUAUUUUGUCCGCUACGUGGAGCUGCGGGGCCAGGGCCUCUUCCUCAUGGUCAACCUGGUGCUCCUGGACGGCAUGAUCCUGGUCUACUUCUCCCGCCUCCUGCGCACGGACUUCUGCCCAAGCGCCCACAAGGACGGGCCCGAGAGCGAGAGGAAGUUCCUCAACGACUAAAGCCGGCCUGGAGGCUCCGCUUCCACCGCCACCGGCGUGCCUUAAACUGCGGCGUUCUCUCUUUUUUCUUUGGGACCAAAUAAGAGUUUGGGCCCCUUUUUUGGACUGGGUUUUGGCCUUCUUUCCCAAAAGGAAAUCCGGUCCGAUCCCAAACAGGAAGCGAAAGGAAAAUGAAUGUGAGUUGGAAGAUGUGACGCGUGAGAUAAAGAGUUUGUCUGCCUGCUAUGUUUUGUUUUCUCGAGUUUGGAAGUGCAGUGUUUUGUGUUUUGUUUGCAAAGGGGAGGGUUGUUUUAUGCAUUAAAAAAAUCUGUUCCCAACCUCA
This is a messenger RNA of Anolis carolinensis (green anole), 1127 nucleotides long. It is a transcript of the gene tlcd1, whose product is annotated as TLC domain containing 1. The transcript is spliced from 4 exons. Bases 56 to 805 code for a protein of 249 amino acids. Gene Ontology annotation, cellular component: plasma membrane. NCBI's taxonomy places the organism in Eukaryota, Metazoa, Chordata, Lepidosauria, Squamata, Anolidae. Gene Ontology annotation, biological process: phospholipid homeostasis; plasma membrane organization; regulation of membrane lipid distribution. The record is from RefSeq and is a predicted model, not a curated record.